GCGGGCGGGGGAAGAUGGCGGAGCUGGGUAAGAAGUACUGCGUGUACUGCCUGGCCGAGGUGAGCCCGCUGCGCUUCCGCUGCACCGAGUGCCAGGACAUCGAGCUGUGCCCCGAGUGCUUCUCGGCCGGCGCCGAGAUCGGCCACCACCGCCGCUACCACGGCUACCAGCUGGUGGACGGCGGGCGCUUCACGCUGUGGGGGCCCGAGGCCGAGGGCGGCUGGACCAGCCGCGAGGAGCAGCUGCUGCUGGAUGCCAUCGAGCAGUUCGGCUUCGGAAACUGGGAAGACAUGGCUGCUCACGUGGGAGCUUCCCGCACGCCGCAGGAGGUGAUGGAGCAUUACGUAAGCAUGUACAUCCACGGAAACCUGGGGAGAGCCUGCAUCCCUGACACCAUUCCCAACCGGGUGACCGACCACACGUGCCCUGGCGGAGGCCCCCUGUCCCCCAGCCUCACCACCCCCUUGCCUCCCCUAGACAUCUCGGUGGCCGAGCAGCAGCAGCUGGGCUACAUGCCCCUGCGUGACGACUACGAGAUCGAGUACGACCAGGAUGCUGAGACGCUCAUCAGCGGGCUCUCAGUCAACUACGACGAUGAGGAUGUGGAGAUCGAGCUGAAGCGUGCGCACGUGGACAUGUAUGUGCGCAAACUCAGGGAGAGGCAGCGGCGCAAGAACAUCGCCCGCGACUACAACCUGGUGCCCGCCUUCCUGGGCAAGGACAAGAAGGACAAGGAGCGGCCGGCCAAGCGUAAGGUCACUAAGGAGGAGAAGGAGCUGCGGCUGAAGCUGCGGCCGCUAUACCAAUUCAUGUCGUGCAAGGAGUUUGAUGACCUGUUUGAGGGCAUGCACAAGGAGAAGAUGCUGCGGGCCAAGAUCCGAGAGCUGCAGCGCUACCGGCGCAACGGCAUCACCAAGCUGGAGGAGUCCGCCGAGUAUGAGGCGGCCCGGCACAAGCGUGAGAAGAGGAAGGAGAACAAGAGCGCCGCCGGUGCCAAGAGGGGCAAGGAGGAUGGCAAGGACAGUGAGUUUGCAGCCAUCGAGAACCUGCCGGGCUUUGAGCUCCUGUCGGACCGCGAGAAGGUGCUCUGCAGCUCCUUGAACCUGAGCCCUGCGCGCUAUGUCACCGUUAAGACCAUCAUCAUCAAGGACCACCUCCAGAAGCGACAGGGGAUCCCCUCCAAGAGCCGCCUCCCAAGCUAUUUGGACAAAGUCCUAAAGAAAAGGAUUUUAAACUUCCUCACAGAGAGUGGGUGGAUAUCCAGGGAUGCGUCCUGAAAGUGUGGGUUUGUGGGCAGCCACCAGGCGCUCUGAGCCCAAGGGACCCGGGCGAGGGAGGGAACAACAUGCUUCCCCCCACUGUUGCUCCUUUUUUAAACAAAGUGAGUUCCUUUCUUUUAGGCUAUAAAUUCUUUUCCUGGUUCUCUGAAAGAAGCAAUAGUAACGAUUUUAUGUCGGAUCAUGGGGGAAGCCGACGUAUGUAUGUUUUAACUUAGUCCAAAAGUCCUACCUUAAGAUGACGAUUUGCCUUUACAUGUUCAGUUUGGGGACUAUUAUGAGAUUGGGUCAUUUCCUUUCGUGUCUUCCCUUUGGUACGCAACUCUUGGGCUGCGGGUAAAAGGGGCAGCUUUCUGCUGGCCCCGGUAGCCAGCUUGACCCUGUGACAUGACCUUUGGCUGGCUGCCGGGGGCACCCCUGGGCCCCUCCCCGCCCCCGACACCCCAGCACAGCCCCAGCACGCCGCACUUUAGGUGGGGGCCAGGGUGGGGCAGGUGGGAGGUGAGGCUGGAGAACCACAGGAUGUUUCCUUGGGAGCCUUAGAGGAAGAGUCAGGUCGAAGUGUCCACAUGAGCUUCCCCCUGACUCUUGGCAUCGAGAAACUGGAGCUUGUUCUUUGGAGCCCCAAACUGCUCCUUGCCUCCUUUGCAGGGGGUAGAGCCUGCAGGCUCACCUCAGGCAAGCACCCAGCCCCUGGGCAGGCUCCCUAGUAUGUGGAAGGGGCUCCAGAACUCUGAGCCAGCUUUCCAGGGGGCUGCUGCUUGCUGCUCCUAAUACUUUCAGGACUAAGUACCCCACUUACUUGGGAGAACUCCUUUUAGAAAGUGGAACGCUGAGUUCUGGAGUCCACUUCCUCCAGGAUUUUCACCGUGGUUGCAAUAACCUUUUUCACCGAAGCUCUAGCCUUCUCCCUGCAAGCCUGGCUGAGAGUUGUAUUUCAGGGGCUUGCAGUGCUCUCUGCAGCCCAGCCAGGCUGGACUGGGCUGCCCCACAGCAGGCUCUGGCCAAGCAGGAAGGGAGCCUUCAGGGUGAGGCACUGUGUGUGGCUUCUCCGGUCCCCGUCUUGGAUCCCUCAGCUUCCACUCCGCUUCUGCCCAGCCCUACUGUUUCUGCAGGGGCCCUCUUCUGUCGGGGGACAUGGUACCUUCCUUCUAGAACUUGAGUCAGUUCUUUGCCUUCCUGCUGCUCAGGGUUGGUUCUCAUGGUGAAGAUCCCACUUUAGUUGGGGUGACUACAGACCCCCAGCACUCCCAUUCUUCGGGGAGCUCAUCCUGCAGCUCCUGCCCCAUUGCGACCAAGAGACUGUUUACCUCCCAGAAUGUUUGGGCUUGAAAUUACAUUAAAGCAAAGUUAUUUGAAAGACAAAAAGACCCUCAUCAUUUCCAAGGACUUAAUUAAGGUGCCUUUUCCUUUCUUUUUACAUCCUCCUGUCCCCCAGGGUAAAUUUUUCAGCAUUAAAUAAAACAUUUCAAAUACCUCGUCUGU
This is a messenger RNA of Nyctereutes procyonoides (raccoon dog), 2762 nucleotides long. RefSeq names its product transcriptional adaptor 2B (gene TADA2B). The record is from RefSeq and is a predicted model, not a curated record. The coding region runs from base 15 to 1277 and encodes 420 amino acids. NCBI's taxonomy places the organism in Eukaryota, Metazoa, Chordata, Mammalia, Carnivora, Canidae. Gene Ontology annotation, molecular function: zinc ion binding; transcription coactivator activity; chromatin binding. The transcript is spliced from 2 exons. Gene Ontology annotation, cellular component: SAGA-type complex; nucleus. Gene Ontology annotation, biological process: regulation of transcription by RNA polymerase II; chromatin remodeling.